Trichechus manatus latirostris (Florida manatee) is the source of this 4575-nucleotide messenger RNA. It is a transcript of the gene GOPC, whose product is annotated as golgi associated PDZ and coiled-coil motif containing. Lineage: Eukaryota; Metazoa; Chordata; Mammalia; Sirenia; Trichechidae. Gene Ontology annotation, biological process: negative regulation of protein localization to cell surface. The transcript has 9 exons. Bases 212 to 1603 code for a protein of 463 amino acids. Gene Ontology annotation, cellular component: Golgi apparatus; trans-Golgi network transport vesicle; membrane. The record is from RefSeq and is a predicted model, not a curated record. Gene Ontology annotation, molecular function: transmembrane transporter binding.
GACGGUCCCGGGUGUUCCGUGUGCCACCGUCGCCGCCUCGGCCUUGCUGCUUCUGCCACUCCGGGGCUGCAUUGCCGGCGUUAGCCGCGCGAGGGGAAGACGGGGUACGAGGAACGUGCGUGCACGGGGGUCCCCAUAGUCCCAGCAGUUCCCCUCGCGCGGGGUAGGUGGCGGGGGUCAGCAGCAGGCAGGGGAGGCCCUAGGCGGCGCCAUGUCGGCAGGCGGCCCAUGCCCGGCGGGGGCCGGUGGAGGUUCGGGAGGCGCCUCCUGCGCGGUGGGAGUCUCCCCCGGUGGAGUAUCCAUGUUCCGGUGGCUAGAGGUGCUGGAGAAGGAGUUCGAUAAGGCCUUCGUGGAUGUGGAUCUGCUCCUGGGCGAGAUCGAUCCGGACCAGGCGGACAUCACUUAUGAGGGGCGACAGAAGAUGACCAGCCUGAGCUCCUGCUUUGCGCAGCUUUGCCAUAAAGCCCAGACUGUGUCCCAAAUCAACCACAAGCUAGAGGCACAGUUGGUAGAUCUGAAAUCUGAACUGACAGAGACCCAAGCGGAGAAAGUUGUGUUGGAAAAAGAAGUACAUGAGCAGCUUUUACAGUUGCAUUCUGUUCAGCUUCAGCUUCAUGCUAAAACUGGUCAAAGUGUGGACUCUGGUACCAUUAAGGCGAAAUUGUCUGUCCCCUCUGUGGAGGAGCUGGAGAGGGAGCUUGAAGCAAACAAAAAAGAAAAAAUGAAAGAAGCUCAACUUGAAGCUGAAGUAAAAUUGUUGAGAAAAGAGAAUGAAGCCCUUCGUAGACAUAUAGCUGUUCUCCAGGCUGAAGUUUAUGGGGCUAGACUGGCUGCCAAGUACUUGGAUAAGGAACUGGCAGGAAGGGUCCAACAAAUACAGUUACUAGGACGAGAUAUGAAAGGACCUGCUCAUGAUAAGCUUUGGAACCAAUUAGAAGCUGAAAUACAUUUGCAUCGUCACAAAACUGUUAUCCGAGCCUGCAGAGGACGUAAUGACCUGAAACGACCACUACAAGCACCACCAGGCCACGAUCAAGACUCCUUAAAGAAAAGCCAAGGUGUUGGUCCAAUUAGAAAAGUUCUCCUCCUUAAGGAAGAUCAUGAAGGCCUUGGCAUUUCAAUUACAGGUGGGAAAGAACAUGGUGUUCCAAUCCUCAUCUCUGAGAUCCACCCAGGGCAACCUGCUGAUAGAUGCGGAGGUCUGCACGUUGGGGAUGCUAUUCUGGCAGUCAAUGGAGUUAACUUAAGAGACACAAAGCACAAAGAAGCUGUAACCAUUCUUUCCCAGCAGAGAGGAGAGAUUGAAUUUGAAGUAGUUUAUGUGGCUCCUGAGGUGGAUUCUGAUGAUGAAAAUGUAGAGUAUGAAGAUGAGAGUGGACAUCGUUACCGUUUGUACCUUGAUGAGUUAGAGGGAGGUGGUAAUCCUGGUGCUAGUUGCAAAGACACAAGUGGGGAAAUCAAAGUGUUACAAGGAUUUAAUAAGAAGGCAGUAACUGAUGCACAUGAAAAUGGAGACCUGGGAACUUCAAGCGAAACUCCCCUAGAUGACAGCGAUUCUAAAUUAGAUGAUCUGCACAGUCUGUAUCAUAAAAAUUCUUAUUAAAUUGACUGUAUCUCCAAACAAGAUUGUUAAUCAGACUGUUCUGAAUUGGGGGCACUAGGGGAGAUGGUGGCAAAGACUAUACAAGCUCAAGGGAGGCUGUUUGUUGCCUAAAAGAAAGCUGGUACCUCAGGGCUUCAUGGGAACAAUUAAUUCUAAAUGCAUAAAACCCCGUUUUCUGUAGUAUACCAUAAUCAACUAUUGCAUGUAAAGCAAUUUUGAUUUUCCUAAAAUUGUAAGCACCAAAGCAUGUGUUUCCCAAAAGGAUAUUACUAGGUUCUUAAGUACCCAAUGAAGCACUGCUGUUUUAUUUGGUUCCUUUUCCAUUGAGUAGAAGGACACUGUAAACUGAAAUUUUAUAAGAAAUAACCUUUAAAUACAAGAGAGUAAAUGAGAUCAUAUGAUAUAUUACAGAACGUUAAAUGUGAUGUUUCAGAGGGCAGAAAUUGACUCAGUGUGAAUUGCAGAAAAUAUAGGUUUGACUUAAUUUUUUUUAACUGAAAUAACUUUUUUUUUUUUAAUUUACCGUGCAUCCUGAUAUCUAAAUCAAUUCUUUACGGUCGUUUAUUGUAAUGAGUUUUCCUUUCAGCUGUAUUCACUGCAGUACAAAUAGUUUUCUUUAAGCAAUCCUAUAUCAAUCAAUGCUGCACUAGAAAUAGUUUCUGAAAAGUUCUUUUACAUUUUAGAUCUUUUUUAAAAGAAAUGCAGGCGAGUGUGAAAUAUCUGUCCUCAAUUAUGUUGAUCUGUAUACAUGGUACUAGAGCAUUACACUAUUAAUAUUUAGUCUCAGAUGCCUAUUUUCUGGGAUCCGCGAAAGAAAGUUUUGUACGUUUUGGGUUGUUCGUAAAGUUUGUCUUGUGUUUAUCUUGUUGGCACUUAAAGAUAAAUUUUCCUGGCAAGGAAAUCUCAGAUUUAUUACUACGUCCCAAAUACACUGUAUUCAACAGCAGUUUUCUCUUAAAGUAACUGAUUUGUCAAUUAUUUAAAAAGCUGGGGGCAAAAGUGGGCAGGAUGAGGUGAGGAAAUUUUGAUAAAGUAAUUGUUUUGGUUGGCUUUUCAUGUCAUUAUAUAGUUGACUAAAGCACCCUUCAUAUGCAAACUCUCCGAAUUUGCUAGUUUUCCUAUCCCAGGAUUAAGCAUGGAGUGCUUGCUCUCUUAUUUACUGUUCUGCAGGCCACUGUACCCUGCUGGGCAAAGUCACAGUGUUGCAUUUAAAGAGGUGAUAGUUUUGCCAGUAUCACUGUUUUAAAGGAUAUACAUUUAAGGGAUUUUAAGUGGGAAAAAGCCUAAAAGACUUUUAGAGCAUUAUCAGUAUCUUCCAUUUCUAAUAUUCAGAUGUUAUGUGAUAUAAAACACAUUUUCUUGUCUUUCCCAGAUGCACUAUAUAUUUGUUCAUAGAUAAAUCUAUAAAAUGUAUAUACUUUAUUUGGUGAUUUAGCUAUUUAUAAAUUUUAUGUUUUAACUAUUGCUCAUCUGUGGUUUGUUUUGAGUGGUUUUAUCUGUAUAUCACCAUGUUAAUUUGUAAUAGAAGUACACUUCAUAGUGUAUAUUGUUACUGAUAUUAAAAUACUUUGUAGCAUAAUGCCUCUAAGCAAAAGCUAGUAUUUAAUUGUACAGCUGAAUAUCAAGUCACAUGUUAUUGUUUGCUCUGACAGGCUAGGCCUCUUAAAAGAAGAAAAAAAUUGUCCUCAUGCAUUCUCCCUACCCCUACACAUACUGCCAUGCAUGAUCUUCACAUUGGAUAUUAGUGUAUUCAUUUACAGAAAAAAUUUCUGUUGUGGCAGAUCUGAAAGCUUUUUUUGCUGUGAUGUGAAUCCAUGGUAUUCUUAAGUUCAAAAAACAUAGCCUGGGAUGGGAUGACCAUCACAUUUUUUUCCAGAGAAUAUUCUUUAUGAACUAUGACUGAAACCUUAGGAAAUAAAACCAUAUAAUGAGUCUAUGAAGAGUUUUUUUGGAGGCUUGAAUUGACGUUUUUGUGAGAAUGCUGUGUAAUUUGAAAGAUGGUAUGAAAUGCUUGUGAUACAAAUUUCUUUCAGGGGCUGAUAAACAGAAUGAAAAAUUUUCCAAGUCGCUUAAAAUCCCACAGGUCAGAUCCCUUUUCAUUCCUGCUUCUCCUGGGCUUGUCAGCCUAUAUUGGAGCACUGUUGGUCAGGUACUGCUGUGAGCUUUCUGUCAGAUGUUUUAGAAAGUACCUGGUUAAAAGUUCAUUUUAGAAUGUAUGGCCUUUCGGGGAUGAACUAACUGUUGUAGACUUUUUCCCCAGAGGAUGGGUUAAGAAGUUUUUAUAUUUCACACAUGUAAGAAAGAAACUUAAAUAUAACACUCAGGCUUCUAGAACAAAACCAAACAGGUAAGGAGAAAACUAUUACAAAGCCAUUACAAUUAAAAAAGAAAAGAAAAGAAAAAUACACACAUGCACACACACAAACAGAAUAGUUGAGAAAAAAUUUUCAAUAGAAUGUAAGAGUUGCAGGUAUGUGUGUAUAUAUUUACACCUUGACCUCUAAAGUUUUCUUCUACAGUAUCUCUGUUAUGAAUUUGAUGAAAAAGUGUUAUUUGGGUUAUGGGAAUAUUGUUAAAGUAGAUUUAAGAGAGAUGAAAAUUUUGUGACUCUUGGUAAUUAUAACUGAAGAGUUGUCAAAAGUUGCCACAGCUUAUCCUUGGUGCUGUUUUUUUUCCCAACCACAGUGGACUUUUUUUGUUUUGUUUUGUUUUUAUAUUUAGAAACAAAAAGGUAUAUUGACUCAUGUAUUUGAACAUUAUUUGACAUCCUUUUUUAUUAUGUAGUUGACUAUUCUACCUGUCUAGUCUUCCACUUAGGGUUGGCCUCAAAUCUAUAGGACUUAUGACAAAUGUAUAUCUGCUUAGGUUGAGUUUAAUAUUUUUUUAUUAACCUGUAAAUAAAGAUUGCAUCUUCUACAUUAAAAUGAUACUGAUCUCAUUUUUAAAAAAAUAAACAUUUUAUGUUUCUUUCA